AGGCGGGGGCCGGGCCGGGCCGGGAUGGCGGCAGCGGCGGCCGGGGCCGCGGCCUGGGCGGCCCAGGAGAAGCAGUUUCCGCCGGCGCUGCUGAGCUUCUUCAUCUACAACCCGCGCUUCGGGCCGCGAGAAGGAGAGGAGGAAAAUAAAAUUUUGUUUUAUCAUCCAAAUGAAGUAGAAAAGAAUGAAAAAAUCAGGAAUGUUGGAUUAUGUGAAGCUAUUGUACAGUUUACAAGGACCUUUAGUCCCUCAAAACCUGCAAAAUCUUUACAUACGCAGAAGAAUAGACAGUUCUUCAACGAACCAGAAGAAAAUUUCUGGAUGGUCAUGGUUGUUCGGAAUCCUAUAAUUGAAAAGCAAAGUAAAGAUGGAAAACCAGUUGUUGAAUACCAAGAAGAAGAGUUGUUGGACAAGGUUUAUAGUUCAGUGCUACAACAGUGCUACAGCAUGUACAAGCUUUUUAAUGGUACCUUUCUGAAAGCCAUGGAAGACGGAGGUGUCAAGCUCCUAAAAGAAAGAUUAGAGAAAUUCUUCCACCGGUAUCUGCAAACACUGCAUUUGCAGUCAUGUGACCUACUUGACAUUUUUGGUGGAAUCAGCUUCUUCCCAUUGGAUAAAAUGACUUAUUUGAAAAUCCAGUCCUUUAUUAAUAGAGUGGAGGAAAGCUUGAAUAUAGUCAAAUACACUGCCUUUCUCUAUAACGAUCAGCUCAUCUGGAGUGGAUUAGAACAAGAUGACAUGAGAAUUUUAUACAAAUACCUCACCACAUCUCUAUUUCCAAGGCACAUUGAACCUGAGAGCCCUGGUGGAGGAAUGGUUAAGCACUUGGCUGCUAACCGAAAGUUGGCGGGUAGGGAUUCGCCAGUAAGGGCAGAAAUGCCAGGAAAUCUUCAACACUACGGAAGGUUUCUUACUGGACCCUUGAACCUUAAUGAUCCAGAAGCCAAAUGCAGAUUCCCCAAAAUUUUUGUAAAUACAGAUGACACUUACGAAGAGCUCCAUUUAAUUGUUUAUAAGGCCAUGAGUGCAGCUGUGUGCUUCAUGAUUGAUGCCUCCAUACAGCCUACGUUGGAUUUUUGCCGAAGACUGGACAGCAUUGUUGGGCCUCAGCUCACAGUGCUGGCGUCUGAUAUUUGUGAGCAAUUUAACAUCAACAAAAGGAUAUCGGGGUCUGAAAAAGAACCCCAGUUUAAAUUUAUCUACUUCAACCACAUGAAUUUAGCAGAGAAAAGUACAAUUCACAUGAGGAAAACACCCAGUGUGUCACUUACGUCCGUUCAUCCUGAUCUCAUGAAGAUUCUAGGUGAUAUCAACAGUGAUUUCACUAGAGUGGACGAAGAUGAAGAAAUCAUCGUGAAAGCGAUGAGUGAUUAUUGGGUUGUUGGGAAAAAGUCUGAUCAGCGGGAACUGUAUGUUAUUUUGAAUCAAAAAAAUGCAAACCUGAUUGAAGUAAAUGAAGAGGUAAAGAAACUUUGUGCAACGCAGUUCAAUAACAUUUUCUUCUUGGAUUGACUGAUAACCGGCUCCCUGGGAAAACCUUUAAAGAAACAACUCAGCCAACGUUUUGUUUACCAUUGCCAGUUAUUGGUCGUAUUGGUGACUGGAUUGAUGACAAUAGUAAAGCAAUACUUGCUUGGAAGAAUCCGAUUUCUACUCAUUCUCUAAACUGAUGAUCCCCGGAGAUUUUUAGAUUUUAAAUAUUUAUGUGGAAAUUAAUUCAAGGUAGUCUGCGCCAUCUCUCUCAUUCCAUUCUUUUGACAUUAUGUGAAUAUUUUACUGGAAAAUAAGGCUAAUAAAUUGUUAAAGUUUUUAAAAUUCUGGUUUUCCAUUUAGUCCGUCUUCCAUUGCCUGUUUGUGGCUGCACUACUGGUGGCCCCUGGCUCGCGCCUUGGGGUUUUAACAUGCACGUCCCUAUUCUAACCACUGAAACUUCCCACAGGUGGGCUCCCUGCCCUGUCACUAGACCCGGAGUGGUGAAUAAUGAAUGGGGCCUUUGCCCAAGAGUCAUUAGACUUGCUGCUUAGCCUGAAUACUAAAGUGAUUUUUCGGUGAUAGAAAACACAAACGACCAAUGUGCCCUGUCUGUGGCAUAAACAUAGGCGUUCUUCAUUUGGUAGGUAGAACUCUUGGUAAGCUAUAACUCGAACACCAUCUUCACAGGUGAUGUGAAGCCUUGGUGAAUUCUAAUUCAAUUUAACCUAAUUUCUGGUGGUCUGGGUAUCCCAGGGUUUGAGUGAAAAGUAGCCAGGAGUAUUGGGGACGGCUUCUAAGUGGUCCAGAAAAUCAGGUGUUCUCCCAGCCCUAAAAGUGGCUCCCCACUGACCCUUCAUGAGCUGUCCAGGGACAUGACUUUUCAUUGUUUUGUGGUGCUUUCCUUGUUGUUCAUUCUUAAAUAGUUCACAAGUUCCACUAUGACUUCCUGUUAACCCAUGAGUUACUUAAGAUUGCAUUCCUAGUUUGCAGCCCUAUUAGGCGCUGUUGAUUGUGUGUGUUCCUUGUUGACUGCUAAUUAAUUGCACUAUAAUGAGAUCAUGGUCUAUGAUCGGUCCUUGGAAAUUAUUGCACUUUUUGGCUGAAAAUGUGGUCAAUUUUUUGUCAGUGUUUAUUCCAUUGUAUUCUGGUUUCUAACACAGUCAUGCAUUGCUUACCAUCCACAAUACGUUCUGUGAAAUAGGAUGUUACGUGAUUUGGACCUUUUGCGAACUCCAUAUUAUAUACAGGUAGUCACUGGGUUAUGCACCCAGCCCUGCCCACUGUUCCACCAGCCUGAGGAGCAGGAACAGCCUUGGCCCCAAAGCCCACUGGACAAAGCCCGAAAGCUGUAUCCACUGAAUAAAGGAGGCUGGCUUUGCUAGGUGGGUGCUGUGCCGGCAGCCAAAUCAGGGACUGUGCACACAUCCAGGUGCAGGGUGAGGGGGCACGGAAAGGUGGUCAUAGGGACCAGGUGUGCAGGUGUUGGGAGUGUGGCUGGUGGUGGUAGCCCCGGUGGCAGUGGCAGCCGCCCUGUCGGCGUGGCCUUUUCCUGAUCAUGUGCAGCCACCACCCAGAGCUGGGAGCCCGUGAGCACCCUGAGGUCUGCCAGUGCCCCAGCCAGCGCCCACAUUAGGAAGUGAAUAGCUGCACAGCUACUAGGCAGGUGAAUGAAGCCAGGAGGAGGGGAAGGAGGAAGAGGAGUCAAAGGAGGAGAAACUGCAGGGAUUGGGAUGUGCCCUGGAGCCCUGCUGCUCGCUCUAGGGCUUUCGGGUCUUUAAAACAUUAGGGAGAAAUAAUAAAAGGAGAACUGCUUUCCCUUUAAAACAAGAAAACCUUACAGGUCCAUAGACGUAUGUGCAGUCAGAUGUUGCCUGAACGGAUGUUAUGUGGCGCGCGACUAUGUAUGUAUUCAAACUUAGUUGCUUAAAUGAUCACUAUCUUUUUUAUCGUCCUGAUCUGUUUCUUCCAUAGUGGUUAUAAUUUCUCUCCCCAUAACUGUCAGCUUUUUCAAGAUGGCGAUGAGGUAUGCAUCUUCUUGGUGGUGGGUCCUUUUAUCAUUGUCUUUUUUAGCUCUGCUAUGCAAAUGUAAUGGAAACCCUGGUGAUAAUAGUGGUUAAGUGCUACGGCUGCUAACCAAGAGGUCGGCAGUUCAGAUCCGCCAGGCGCUCCUUGGAAACUCUAUGGGACAGUUCUACUCUGUCCUAUAGGGUCACUAUGAGUUGGAAUCGACUAGACGGCAGUGGGUUAUGCAAAUGUAUGAUUUAAAUUCUCUUGGCAAAGAAGAAAUUUCGGCACCUGUCUCAUUUAUUUCUCAUCAGCCUCUCUUCUGUCCCAGUCCUGCCGGGCUGGGGCCUGCUGAGUUCGAGAAUCAAGUUGCCAGUCAUCUGCCUCUUCAGGAAAAUCUCGUCAGUGUCAUGUGGCUCCUCUCAGAAAAGCUCAAUGUUUUCUGGAAAAAAACAUCUUUUCUUGCCCAGCACCCCACCAGUGUGGCUCAGAAAGUUGUUAACGUUUUGGUAGUUCAAAUGUUUUCUGAAUCAGGUUCUCUUACUGUUAAAAGAGUCUAGUUGCCCUCAAUCUCUAUGCCUCCACUCUUGCGGCCCACUAACCUUUCAUACUAGGAAGUUCUUCCUGGUGUCUAAUCUAAUUCCUUCUUGCUCUCACCGACACCAUUGCUUGCUAUUCCAGUCAUCCUGAUUAGAUUUGCCUGGGACAUCUUUUCUCCCUCUCUUAUUUUCAACUCUUCUGGGCGAUUUGGUUUAAGAUGUUUUUCUUGUAAAGAGUAAUGAGGUGGACAUUGACUUUUUAAUCCCAUCUAAUCUCUGGUUUUGUUCUUUGAGAAGAGAGUAGGUGAGUUUCAUCUGUUAACACUGGCGAUUACUGAAACAUUUGAACCUUUCUCUACCCACUUCUAUGUUUCCUGUUUACCGUUUGCCUUUGUUUUCUGUUUUUCUAACUUUUUGUUGGGUUGAUAGUUUUCUGUGUUCCUCCUGCUAGGCUGGAGGCUAUAGAUUGUAUUUUUAUUCUUUUGGUGGUUACCCUUAAAAUUUUAAAACAAGUUAUUAACUAUAAAACUUUCUAAAGAAGACUACAAGUGUUCAUUUAGCCACCUAGUGAGUGCCUGCCCCUUUUUGUUGCUCCGAGUUGUCGAUGUUUUGCUGUUUUUACAUGCAGUGUGCAGCGGUGUGGGAAUUGGUGAGAAAGGGCAGGGGAAGGGCCACUUGAGAGGCAUGUCUGAGAGACACAUCUGAGAGACACCAGGAUUUGGAGGCAGGUGGUUAGAGGGCAGAGGUGGCCUACCAGGCCAGGGAAGUAGUGGGAGUUUCUGAAGAAACGUUUAAUCACAUCGUCCAGACCCCGCUGUCUUCUGAUCAGUGUUAUCAGAUUCUAAACCUAAUCACCACAACUAUACUUCAGUUUUCUUAAAACAUGUAUUUAAUGGACACUCCUUUAAUAUGCCUAUGCCUGUAUUUUCAUUCAACUCAGUUUUCAAACUGCAGGAAUUUCAGUGACCCAUCCAUAUGUUCUUGGGUGCUGUAGAGUUGAACCUGACUCAUAGUGACCCCACGUGACAGAGUAGAACUGCCCCAUAGGGUUUUCUAGACUGUAAUCUUUUUGGCAGCAUUCUCAGGUAAUUUUUCAAUCUUAAUUUGUAAUCUUUUCGGGAGCAGCUAACCCAGUCUUUCUCCUGCAGAGCCACUGGGUGGAUUCGAACCACCAGCCUUUCCGUUAGCAGCCGAGUACUUAACUGUCGUGCCACCAGGGCUCCUCACCCAUGUAGGAAACAUGAAACACAGUGGGCCAAGGUACCAGUAUUUCAAAAAUAACAAAGGAAGAGGUAAAACACAGUUUUAUUGGUCAGUAAAUUCAUUAACAGUGCCUGUAGUUCAGAGCUCCUUUUACAUUUGUGUGCUCUCUUGUGGCUGAUUUAUGUUAUCUAGCAGCCUUUACUUUUUCUUUUUCUUACUUGUGAUGGACUU
Molecule: messenger RNA, 5450 nt
Organism: Loxodonta africana (African savanna elephant)
Lineage: Eukaryota; Metazoa; Chordata; Mammalia; Proboscidea; Elephantidae
Gene: CCZ1
Product: CCZ1 homolog, vacuolar protein trafficking and biogenesis associated
Exons: 16
Coding region: 25-1512 (495 amino acids)
Biological process (GO): vesicle-mediated transport
Cellular component (GO): intracellular membrane-bounded organelle; Mon1-Ccz1 complex
Source: RefSeq, a predicted model, not a curated record